This is a messenger RNA of Mangifera indica (mango), 1942 nucleotides long. RefSeq lists its product as uncharacterized. The transcript is spliced from 3 exons. Lineage: Eukaryota; Viridiplantae; Streptophyta; Magnoliopsida; Sapindales; Anacardiaceae. Gene Ontology annotation, molecular function: acetylglucosaminyltransferase activity. Bases 84 to 1649 code for a protein of 521 amino acids. The record is from RefSeq and is a predicted model, not a curated record.
AUUUCAAUAUUGGUGAGGUUGGUGUUGUGUUCUCUCUUUCUUUCUUUCUUAAUUUGCAUAAGUAAAUCUCCAUUGAAACAACCAUGAGAAGCCCCCCAAAAGAGCUUGCAGAUGGUGGUUCAAGGGAUUUCAUCUCGAAUUCAUAUUUAAGCUCUUGGACUCUUCCAAAAAUGGUGAUCAGCUUCAUCAUCGUAAUCUCUCUUCCCUACUUCUUUUAUUCAUUAAGGUUGUUAUACUCUUCAAAUCCACCAAAACAACAAACAGUAAUUCACGACAUCCAACAAUCUCAAUCUCAACCUCAACCUCAGCCUCAGCCUCAAUCUCUUCCUCGGCUUCCAAGCAAUUCCUUACCAAGGCAAGUAUCAUCAACUCGGAAACUCGAGACGUCCCCGGCGGAGAGAACAAGCCUCAAGCAUAUAGUUUUCGGCAUUGGAGCCUCGUCGUUCACAUGGGAACGAAGAAAAAAUUACCUCAAGUUAUGGUGGAGACCGAAACAGAUGCGAGGCCAUGUUUGGUUGAACAAGCCUGUCAGAUACACUGCUGAGGAUCGUAAAUCUUUACCACCAUUAAAGAUCUCUAGCGACACAUCGAAAUUCGAUUACAAACACCCAUGGGGUACGCGGGACGCCAUUAGAAUGUCGAGAAUUGUCUCAGAAUCGCUGAGGUUAGGCAUGAAGGACGUAAGGUGGUUCGUAAUGGGUGACGAUGAUACAGUUUUUAUUGCAGAUAAUUUGGUUAGGGUUCUAUCCAAGUAUGAUCAUAAUCAGUUUUAUUAUAUAGGGAGUCCAUCAGAGACCCAUGUUCAGAAUUUAAAUUUUUAUUAUGGCAUGGCAUUUGGUGGUGGUGGAUUUGCCAUAAGUUAUCCAUUAGCCAAAGCUCUGGAGAAAAUGCAAGAUCGUUGCUUACAUAAAUAUUCGUUUUUAUAUGGCUCUGAUGCAAGGGUCCAUGCUUGUUUGUCUGAGAUUGGUGUUCCUCUCACCAGAGAACAAGGAUUUCAUCAGUUUGAUCUGCACGGCAACAUUUUCGGCUACUUGGCGGCUCAUCCGAUUGCACCUGUAGUGUCUUUCCACCACUUAGAUUUGAUCGAGCCUAUCUUCCCGGACAUGGACCGAGUCGAUGCUAUAAGGCGCUUAAUGGUAUCAAUGAAAUUAGACUCAGCAGCCCUGAUUCAACAAUCGUUUUGCUAUGACAAAAAGCGGACCUGGACCGUGUCAGUAUCCUGGGGCUAUGCUGUGCAAAUAAUACGGGGCAUAAUUCCGGCGAGUGAAAUAGAAACACCGGAGAAAACCUUCAUGGAUUGGAAUUCAAGAGGGGACGCCAGUGCAUUUGCAUUCAAAGUCCGCCCACUUAGCAUCAACCCUUGCCAAAAUCCAUUUGUCUACUUUCUUUCCAACGCACUGUACAAUGCCAGUACUAAUCAAACUGCCACUGAGUAUACUCGGUAUUGGGUACCCACCCCACCUUGUGCUUGGAAGAUUCCUAACCCUUCUAAAAUUCAUAGAGUUCAGCUUUUCAAGAAACCUGAUCCCCAUUUAUGGGACAAGUCUCCGAGAAGAAAUUGCUGUAGGAUCUUGCCGAAGAAGAGGAAACGCACCUUGAGAAUUGACGUGGGUGAAUGCAGGGAAGAUGAGAGUGUUGACGUUGGUUGACCAGAUUUUGUCAGUCAGUACGAGAUAGGACAUGAUCUUAAUCGAAGUUUUAAGAUCUUUUAGGUUUGAUAUCUGUGUUGAUGACGAUGGUUCAAGUUCAACUCUUAGAAAAUUUUCGUUCGACAUACGAAAGAAAAUUUAUACAUGUUUGUAGGAUUUUUUUUUUUUUGUAAAUUUUCAAGUUCGUGUCAUAAUUAUUCCUAAACUUAAUUUAUAAUUUUUUCUUAUAUCAUAGCUUAAAUUGGCCAAGGGCAAGAUUUAACAUCUACGAAACGCUGCGUUUCGUAUUGCAU